UAAUCCAAACUCGAUAUUACGUUCUGCUGUCUUUGCUCAGAAAAACAGAAAAGAACUUACGAAAUCAAGCUUAUUGGUUUUGGUUUCUUUCAUAUAAAUAUAUUUUUAUUUCUUUCUUUAAAUUUGUUUUCAUCGAAAUCAUCUCUCGAGGUAGUGAGUGGAUUUUAUAAAGGUCGAAAAUGGGAGCUACUUUUGAACAAGUGUAGCAGAAGAACUCACUUCCCCAAAACACACACACACACACGCAUAUCUGAUUUCAUUUCUCCAUAAAACAGCGAAGCAAAAUUCAGAAGAAAAAAAAUAAAAAUUUAUUUAAAAAAAAAAAGAAAAAGAAAAGGAAGAGAGAAUAGCAAAGAGAGAAGAAGAGUCAGCAGCUUCCAUGUCUGACUCAGAGCUAGUUUUGUGCCUUUUACCAUCAAUUUUAGCUCUACUCUUGUUCUUCAUUCUCAUCAGAAGAAAGCAAAAGAGGUUCAAUCUUCCACCAGGCGAUAUGGGUUGGCCUUUUCUUGGAGAAACCAUUGGUUAUUUGAGGCCUUACUCUGCAACCUCCAUAGGAGAUUUCAUGGAACAACACAUAUCGAGGUAUGGGAAAAUUUACAAGUCGAACUUGUUUGGUGAGCCCACAAUAGUAUCGGCAGAUGCAGGGCUAAACAGAUUCAUACUCCAAAAUGAAGGAAGGUUAUUUGAAUGUAGCUACCCAAGAAGCAUAGGAGGAAUUCUUGGUAAAUGGUCUAUGUUGGUUCUAGUUGGAGACAUGCAUAGACAUAUGAGGAUUAUAUCUCUUAAUUUCUUGAGCCAUGCCAGACUCAGGACCCAUCUACUCAGAGAAGUAGAGAACCAUACUUUACUUGUUUUAAAAGCUUGGCAAGAGAAUUCUGUCUUUUCAGCUCAAGAUGAAGCCAAGAAGUUCACUUUUAAUUUAAUGGCAAAACAUAUCAUGAGUUUGGAUCCUGGAGUGCCUGAGACUGAGCAGCUUAAAAAAGAGUACAUAACUUUCAUGAAAGGAGUUGUUUCUCCACCUCUGAAUUUGCCCGGAACAGCUUAUAGAAAGGCCUUACAGUCUCGAUCAACCAUUUUGAAGUUCAUAAAUAGAAAAAUGGAUGAGAGAGUGGAGAAAAUGAAAGAAGGAAUCGAAGAUUUGGAGGAAGAUAAUGACUUGCUUGGAUGGGUUUUAAAGCAUUCUAAUCUUUCGACAGAGCAAAUCCUGGACUUAAUACUAAGUCUUCUGUUUGCUGGGCAUGAAACUUCUUCAGUUUCCAUUGCUCUAGCAAUUUACUUCUUGCCAGGUUGUCCUAGAGCUAUUCAACAGUUGAGGGAAGAGCAUACUGAAAUUGCUAGAGCUAAAAAGCAAUCAGGGGAGACAGAGCUGAAUUGGGAUGACUACAAAAAAAUGGAAUUCACACAAUGUGUUAUAAGUGAGACACUUCGGCUUGGUAACGUAGUGAGAUUUCUUCACAGAAAGGCACUAAAAGACGUUAGGUACAAAGGUUAUGACAUUCCAUGUGGUUGGAAAGUGCUUCCGGUGAUUGCAGCCGUGCAUUUGGAUCCCUUGCUUUUUGACCACCCUCAACACUUCAAUCCAUGGAGAUGGCAGGAGAUGAAGCAACAAAGUGAGAGCUCAUCGAGUAAUAAUUAUGGUAAUAAUAAUAGCUUCAUGCCAUUUGGGGGAGGACCACGGCUAUGUGCUGGGUCAGAACUGGCCAAGCUCGAAAUGGCUGUUUUCAUUCACCAUCUGGUCCUCAAUUACCACUGGGAGUUAGCCGAGAAGGAUCAAGCUUUUGCAUAUCCUUUUGUCGAUUUUCCCAAAGGUCUACCAAUCACAGUUCGCCACCUCACUUCUUGCAUAUAAUUAUCUCUUUAUUAUUGAAUUAUCCACCCCCAACCAAAAAAAAAAGUUGAUCAAUCAAAAGAGAUCCAUAUAUAUAUAUAUAUGAAAAUGUUUAUGAUCAUGAUGGUGAUGAUAUAUCUAUAUAUGUUUCUCUCUAUUGGGUCUCUUCUCCAAUGUUUGGAUAUAAUAUUAGAAACUGAUCAACUACAAGCCCCAUUUAUUGUAUGUGAAGAUAUAUUAGAUUGUUUUCUUUGGAAUUUUCCAACGGCUUA
This is a messenger RNA of Humulus lupulus (European hop), 2100 nucleotides long. RefSeq names its product cholesterol 22-monohydroxylase CYP90B51. NCBI's taxonomy places the organism in Eukaryota, Viridiplantae, Streptophyta, Magnoliopsida, Rosales, Cannabaceae. Gene Ontology annotation, molecular function: oxidoreductase activity, acting on paired donors, with incorporation or reduction of molecular oxygen; monooxygenase activity; heme binding. The record is from RefSeq and is a predicted model, not a curated record. Gene Ontology annotation, biological process: sterol metabolic process. The transcript is spliced from 8 exons. The coding region runs from base 380 to 1849 and encodes 489 amino acids.